UGAGAGGAGACAGAGAAGUCAAAAAGCAGGAGAAAGAUGCUAAGAGAGGCUGAAGAAGUGAAGUCUGGCUUUUGCUUUGGAACAUGAACUCUUGUUCUUUAUACCACUGUGCUCUGCACACCCUGAGUCUGGCAGUGCUUGUUGCUGGAAAUGUCCACCCAGAAUGUGAUCUGAUGGUAGAGCUGAAGAAAAAGGAGGCUGAGUGUCUGGAGGCCCCACAAGAGCGUGGAAAUUCAACAUCACCAGGUUGCAAGAGAACUUGGGACAAAUUGCUGUGCUGGCCAGAGGCAGAUGCUGGAGAGAUUCUUGCCUUACCGUGUCCAAACAUCCUCUUUCACUUCAUGAAGGAGCCAGCUGGGAUGGUAAAAAGAAACUGCACAAAAAAAGGCUGGUCUGACCCAUUCCCUCCCUACCAUGUGGCCUGUCCUGUAGAAGAUGAAAUUCCUCUUGAAGAACAAUCCUACUUUUCUACUAUAAAGAUCAUCUACACCGUGGGAUACAGCGUGUCCAUCACCUCCCUCAUCAUUGCUGUGACAGUUCUUAUUGCAUUCAGGAGGCUUCGCUGUCCCAGGAAUUAUAUCCAUGUGCAGCUCUUUUUUACAUUUAUCUUAAAGGCUAUUGCCAUUUUCAUUAAGGAUGCUGUCCUUUUCCAGGAGGAAGGCAUUGAUCAUUGCAGCUUCUCUACAACUGAAUGCAAGAUCUCUGUGGUUUUCUGCCACUAUUUCAUGAUGACCAAUUUCAUGUGGCUGCUGGUGGAGGCUCUUUACCUAAACUGCCUGCUGCUCUCAUCCCUUUCUCAUGGAAGAAGAUAUUUUUGGUGGCUGGUUCUCUUUGGCUGGGGUUUUCCAACACUUUUCACCCUUAUUUGGAUAUUAGCAAAAUUCUACUUUGAAGACACAGCAUGCUGGGAUAUUAAUCAAGGCUCUCCCUACUGGUGGCUAAUCAAAGGACCAAUUAUAAUUUCUGUGGGGGUCAAUUUUGUCCUAUUCAUCAACAUCAUCAGAAUUUUGCUGAAAAAACUAGACCCUAGACAAAUCAACUUCAAUAACUCUUCUCAGUACAGACGUCUCUCAAGGUCCACUCUGCUUUUAAUUCCAUUAUUUGGAACCCAUUACAUCGUCUUCAACUUCCUCCCAGAAUAUACCAGCCUGGGGGUUCGGCUUUACUUAGAGCUCUGCAUUGGAUCUUUUCAGGGGUUUAUUGUGGCAGUUCUCUACUGUUUCCUGAACCAAGAGCCUUUUCCUUUGUUCCUGAGGUGCAAACGGAAAUCGGCCGGAGGUGGCACGGGAAGAGAUAUGGACUCGUGCCAGAGUGGAGGAGGACCAGGUGGACUGUGCCAUCCAGCUCUGGGGUGAAAAUGACCACAUCUGUGUGCUGAAAAGGGUCCCAGGACCUGGAGGGAAGAAAAAAACCAAACCAACCAACCAAACAAUAAACAAACUAAAUUGUAUCAAAUGUAACGACUGUAGUUUAUCCUGAGCAAGCUGGAGGAGGAUCCACUUCUACAGUUCUGACCAUGAGGCUUCUUUUGCAGGACAAGCAUUGCAGUGACAGAUUAAACCCUGACUGACCGUCUAAACACAAAAUAACCCUCUCACUGAUAACUCUGCAUCACGGAAAGCACAAAAAAAUCACCUAUUCUGGUUCAUUUCUACACUUUCACUGAUAGAGCUUAGGCAUGUUCACCAAUAGCGCCCUCCGGUGACUCCAUAGGUGACCACCUCUGGAAAUCAGAAUUCAAUCCUCGUGCUAUAGGAGCCGGAGUCUUAUCUAGCUUGUCCAGUCUUCAUUCAUGUUUUGGUUCUGCAGACAUGCAAACAAGAAGCCAAACAUCUUAAUAAACUCUAACACAAUGACUAAAAGUCCUCUUGUGUUGUCUUUUUAUAUUGACUCUUUAGUAGCAAAAAGAUCCAAUUUCACGAUAUAAGACUCGCAGGUUCUGAAGUUAUUUCAGGAGCUCCAGGUUAGAAAAAAAAGUAGCAGAAAGGGGAGGCAUUGGGAAGGCCAAGGCUCCAUAUGAUAAUCGUUAAGGAAAUUCUUUGCAAGGAAAUGAAAAAGAAAAGACAAUUUUUGCACAGAAAGAGAAUGAGACCCCCAGGAGAUGGACCAGGAGACUGCUGGGAGUACUGCUAAAUAUUUUCUUAUGUGUGACUGGUUUUGCUCUCCAGUGUUGUAAAACAUUCAGAAGCUUGAAAAUAAACUUGGAUUCCCAGUGUUUGUACUUGA
Corvus hawaiiensis (hawaiian crow) is the source of this 2226-nucleotide messenger RNA. It is a transcript of the gene GHRHR, whose product is annotated as growth hormone releasing hormone receptor. Gene Ontology annotation, molecular function: peptide hormone binding; G protein-coupled peptide receptor activity; growth factor binding. Bases 84 to 1355 code for a protein of 423 amino acids. Gene Ontology annotation, biological process: cell surface receptor signaling pathway; positive regulation of cell population proliferation; adenylate cyclase-activating G protein-coupled receptor signaling pathway. NCBI's taxonomy places the organism in Eukaryota, Metazoa, Chordata, Aves, Passeriformes, Corvidae. The transcript has 13 exons. The record is from RefSeq and is a predicted model, not a curated record. Gene Ontology annotation, cellular component: plasma membrane.